AUGUACUUUGGCACAACAGACGUGGACGUGGAGGUGGACGUGGACGUGGACGUGGACGUGGACGUGGACAUGGUCGUGGACGUGGACGUGGACGUGGACGUGGACGUGGACGUGGACGUGGACGUGGACAUGGACGUGGACAUGGACGUGGACGUGGACGUGGACGUGGACGUGGACAUGGACGUGGACGUGGACGUGGACGUGGACAUGGACGUGGACAUGGACAUGGACGUGGACAUGGACGUGGACGUGGACGUGGACGUGGACGUGGACGUGGACGUAGACGUGGACGUGGACAUGGACGUGGACGUGGACGUGAACGUGGACGUGGACGUGGACGUGGACGUGGAGGACUUGGACGUGGACAUGGACGUGGACGUCGACGUGGACAUGGACGUGGACAUGGACGUGGACGUGGACGUGGACGUGGACGUGGUCGUGGACGUGGACAUGGACGUGGACGUGGACGUGGACGUGGUCGUGGACGUGGACGUGGACGUGGACAUGGACGUGGACGUGGACGUGGACGUGGACGUGGACGUGGACGUGGACGUGGACGUGGACGUGGAGGACUUGGACGUGGACAUGGACGUGGACGUGGACAUGGACGUGGACGUGGACGUGGACAUGGACGUGGACGUGGACGUGGACGUGGACGUGGACGUGGACGUGGACAUGGACGUGGACAUGGACGUGGACGUGGACAUGGACGUGGACGUGGACGUGGACGUGGACGUGGACGUGGACGUGGACGUGGACAUGGACGUGGACGUGGACGUGGACGUGGACGUGGACGUGGACAUGGACGUGGACAUGGACGUGGACGUGGACGUGGACAUGGACAUGGACGUGGACGUGGACGUGGACGUGGACGUGGACAUGGACGUGGACGUGGACGUGGACGUGGACGUGGACAUGGACGUGGACAUGGACGUGGACGUGGACGUGGACGUGGACAUGGACGUGGACAUGGACGUGGACGUGGACAUGGACGUGGACGUGGACAUGGACGUGGACGUGGACGUGGACGUGGACCUGGACGUGGACGUGGACAUGGACGUGGACGUGGACGUGGAGGACUGGACGUGGACAUGGACGUGGACGUGGACGUGGACGUGGACGUGGACGUGGACAUGA
Closterium sp. NIES-65 is the source of this 1137-nucleotide messenger RNA. Lineage: Eukaryota; Viridiplantae; Streptophyta; Zygnematophyceae; Desmidiales; Closteriaceae. The record is from the annotation of a GenBank genome assembly.